UUUUGGGUAGAAAAGCAUGCAGAGUAAUAGAUUGAUGACUCUCAAACCUUAGUGUGCGUCAGAGCCACUAGAAGGGCUGGUUAAAACAGAUUGCUGGGCUCUACCCCUAGAGUUUGACUCAGUAGCUCUAAGGUGGAACCCGACAAUGUGCAUUUCUACCCUUUCCGUGUGAUGUUGCCGUUGCGGUUCUGGGGACACUUUGAGAACCACUGUAAAAGGUGGAGCAGCGGGGGCGGGGAGACGGAGGGAAAGUCGGGCCGAGUCCUGGGCCGCCCCCUGCCGGGCACCUCCCUCCCCGCCCCAGGGGCGUUCCCGGCUGCUGCGACGAUCCUAACGGGCUCCCACGGCGGCUCCCGGCGCCCCGCCCUCCCCGGGCCCGCCCCGGGCUCCAUCUUGCCACCGACUGGGUUGGGCUGUGACGCUGCUCGCCGGUGUCAGGGGUCGGUGCCGGGGCCUGUGGGCCUCCCUGGUGGCUGGCGACUCGACGUGCGCGUCUCGGGACCCCGGCUGCCCGGUGGGCGCGCUGUGCGGUGGGAUGGGCGAGGCGGCCGGCCCGGCGGACAGGAAGCGGGAAGUCCUGUUGGCCAGUUCUCUGUGGCGUCCGUCUGUCCGGAGGAGUGA
Molecule: messenger RNA, 621 nt
Organism: Phyllostomus hastatus (greater spear-nosed bat)
Lineage: Eukaryota; Metazoa; Chordata; Mammalia; Chiroptera; Phyllostomidae
Product: translation initiation factor IF-2-like
Exons: 3
Coding region: 172-621 (149 amino acids)
Source: RefSeq, a predicted model, not a curated record